Messenger RNA from Xyrichtys novacula (pearly razorfish), 17703 nucleotides. NCBI's taxonomy places the organism in Eukaryota, Metazoa, Chordata, Actinopteri, Labriformes, Labridae. The record is from the annotation of a GenBank genome assembly.
AGAAUGUAACUGUCGGCUGUGCGCUGCUGCCCGUGAUGUGAACAGUGGAAUCAUAAUGGCGACUGCUGGAACAGCAGACUCGGGAUCAACAGCCCCGACAGGUAUUUAGACUCCGACCAUCCCUUCAUUUUUGUCUGCAAACGAACGUUCAAGCUGAUCUGUUGAACCUGUCCGUGUCGAUGAAAACGGUUUCAGUCGCUGAUUUGCGGUUUAUCGGGUCCCGGUUAGCCGGUUUAGCCGUUAGCAUUGAAACCUCACAAAUGAAGUAACCGUCGACCAGCGUGUUUGACUGAAUAGAUGAUAUAUCUUAAUGAAUGUUGUUUUAUUUGGUUGAUCAAAGCUAGAAAUGAUCGAGUAUUAAUUUGCAGCAUGUAUCCUUAUAUGUAGCAGGAAUAUCGUUGGUGCUGUGCUAGCUGAUAUGUUUUAUUAUUUAACCCGUUAUUUCGUUCACUGCUUCACUCGGUGUUUGUUCUGACCGGUUAUCUGCACCGGGAUGAAAACUAAUGAGAAUAAGUCCAUUACCAGUGUGCAGUAAGUGAAGAGGACAUACAGUCCAGAACUGCUCUUCCAGUCUGGGGGACUAUAUUGUGCUCUCCUCUCAGCCUUCAUCGCCUGUUCCACCCUCCGCUUCCUCUGUCUCUGUGUCUCUCAGAUCUGUGGUUAAGUUUUCUGGUGAAUUCACUGCGUAUUUGGAGCUUCAUCCCUCCAUCAUUUACGCCUGAAAUUUACACAUUAUAGAUUCUACACAAGCUUCUCAUAUAGAUCCAGUCAAUUAAUUAAAGGGAUAUUCCGGCGUAAAAUUAAUUUAGGGUCAAAAACACCGUUACACCGAGUUAGACACCCCCUCCAGAAUGCCGACCGCUUGCUUCUCUAGUUAUACCAACUUUAGGAAUGACCUCAGCUUGUUUGUAGCGAGACCUCAGACCAGUCCAUUACAGGCUGCAGCGGGGUGACGCAGCUCAAGGAAGAACAUUUAUGACUAUAACUUGAUGGAAAUGCAAUCAGACCUAGACGCUAAGGCAGAAGAAAUAUCACGUCUGCAGUGCAAAAUGACCAAUAUGGUGAUUAUUACUUCAAGGAAAUGAUAAAGAAAUGAUCAUAAAUGUUCUUCCUUGAGCUGCGUCACCCCACAGUAGUCCAUAAUAGACUGGCUGGAGGUCUCGCUACAAACAAGCGGCUGCUGGAAGAUAGUAGGUGAUUUGUGUUUAGUCUCUUUGCUAAAGAAAUUAAAAAGAUGUUUGGUGGCUUGUGCUUUGUUCAUGGCUCCUCAGACCGCACGAUAGCAAUACAGAGAGGUCCUUGAAUUAAUUUUACGCCGGAAUAUCCCUUUAAUGAAUAUGAAAACAGUCUUCUCAUUGUUGAUGCAGUGAUCCUUCUUUGUUUGCUGUGGCCACACAGACACAGAUGGGUUGUGGAGGGGCAGUUUAAGUUCUUCAAGAGGUUUCUGACUUUUCUGAGGAGUGGACAGAUGAUGGCCACGCCGUGUCUUGUUAAUCCAGUCAGUUGUGCGUCACCCAUUACCGUCUCUCUACGCAGAGGAGUUGCUCCAACCUUUGCAGCCACUCAGUCUGAAUCAGUGAAUAAAAAUAGUGGCUUCUGAGCACUCUUCUCGCUCCCACAUGGCAGAGAGCCCCCAACUGUACAAAUACAAGAUAUAGCAUUCUGACACUCACACAGAGGCUUGAGUAGCAGUAACAUAAUGUGAUAUUCCUACUAGCCCUUAUUGGCCUUGUUUCCCUAUCAGGCUAACAACCGGUGUAUUUAUGGAGGCUUCAUAGGCAGAAAAUUAUGUUAGAAGUGUGUGUGUGUGUGUGUGUGUGUGUGUGUGUCCCAUAUUAUUGCCUUGUGCAGGCUGCAGGCUACAUGUGAACAAGGUUGGCAGGGAGUUGUUUAGUAUACAGAGAGGAACAGAUGGGUCGUCAUUGUUAUUAGGCCCGUCACUGACGAGCUCAAAUUAUAGUAAGUAAUUGGCUUUAGUCCAGUCAUUCCUACCCGGAAUUUACUGCCCAGUGUGUUAUAUUAUCUAGUCCUGCAUUGACUUUUCCAGAAAAAAAAGCACUGUAGUUGAAUGAAGACCACAGUUAAUGGUUGUUUAUUUGACAAAUUUGAGAUUGUCAUACAUGUUGUGAUUUUAUUUUAUUUUUUUAUAAAACUAUCUGGUUAUGAAAUAGUGUCUGCAUGCCGUGUUUGGUGCUGCUCAUAAACCGGUGAAAAACAGGCUGAUUAUGUCCUGCUCCACAGAUAUUAGGACUCAGUUCUGGAGGAGAGCGUUGCAGCGAGGUACUUGCAUGGGUGUGCCGGAGUGUUUCUGUGUGUGUGAGCAGAAACUGCAACCAUAGUGAUGAUAUAGUGUGUAGCUUUACAUAAUGAAGGGGGAAUGUGGGCAGCAGAGUGAUGCUCAUUGUCUCCUAGGGGAUUGCUGUUUGUGUCCUUGUUAACUGAGAAGAGCUGCAUGGCAUUCAGUGAUUCUGCCUCAUUAUUAACACUCCCACCUCUCUCUGGUUGAAGUGUGCUCUCACUGUCUGUGCAUGGUCUGGAUUGAGUCUGCUGGGAGUAGAUUAAUUCUCAUUACUACAGCUGGACAGUGUUUUCAGCAUCAUUUUGUUUAUAUUGACCUGUGCUGCUGCGGCAUUGAAGUAGAUGUUGCCAUUGGAUACAGGCUAGAAGUUCUUGUACAGUGGGCGAGAUAGUAGGUUUAAAAGCAAGUUUACAUAAGGAUACAGGAUAUCAAGUCGAGUAUUACUUUAUCAUCUCCGUGUGCCCUUUUAUAAAACUAGUUUGCGCUGCUGCUCAUGUGUGGCAGUUUUAUUUCUUAUCUUUGGUGAAAAAGCCUGAAAUUUCACCUCUUUUUUAAAGCUUCAUUGGUCUUCAAAUCAAGCAGGAUGCAAAAAUCAAAGCACAGGAGUCAUAAUGAAACACAAAGUAGGUUGUAUUUUCAAAUGAGGUGGCGCAGAGUCGACACACAUCUUCAGGGACAUGAUGAAUCUGGAGCAGCUGGCUCAGGGGAGAAGAAGUUCCAGUUCACAGUGAGCUGGCAGUAUAGGGGACAGCAGUCAGUAACUGAGUCCACAUUUAGGUCUGCUGCUUGAUAAUAUCAGCCAACACGGCUAAUAGUCCUGCUAAUUAACCAGCAGAGGGAUUAUCACACAGCCAAUAACAAAUUCUUUCAUGUUCAAAGCUGCAGACUCAUUUUCAGAGUUCACAUUUCUGACUGUAAACAAAGAUACAACAGAGUGGAGUCCAAACAAGAAAACCAGCUUUUCCUUUAGUGAUUUUUUUACUUUGAGGUUCUCGAGAGGAAGAUCAUUUCUUGUGCUGUAAAACCUAUUUAACUCCUUUUUCUGUCUUUAGGGACCAGUGGUAUUCGAAAAAUGGCCCCUCAAGAGGUAAGAACUUCAGAAACGUCAUUAUUGAACUUAAAAACAUGUCUGUGUUGUGCACCGUUUUGUAAAUGUUAAACUAGUGAGCCCUGCGGGGGGAAAAAGAACAGGUUCAGAAAGGUAAAGUGUGGCGUCAUACGGCCUUGUUCAGAAUGAGACAUGUGUGUUUUUGAAGUAGGAGUUAUUUGUCUCCCUAGUAGUGACAACAAGACUGUUUCUUGAACUGUUAGUUAGCCAGGAGCUGUAAAAAAAGGCACAAUGAAUCAAAAUAAAGGCGAACAUUAGAAGAGUUCAGAUUAGCAGGAGUUUAUUUAUUAUCAGAAACAAGGAAACAAAUGUGUGAAGAACUGCAGCCACAGUCUCAAGGAACUCAAAGUCAACUUAGAGGUGUCAGUAAUCACCAACUGAAGGCAAAGAGAAAAUCUUUUAACCGCUCUUCCUCCAUUAUAAGUUGACCCUUGUGGAAAGUUCAGGAACCUGUCAGCUGGGCUGGUAUGACUUUAUGCAGCUGUCAUGUGAAGAUGGUUAUCCCAAUGCAGCUCUGAUACAGCUGCCUCUUUGUGCCCUGUAAACACGAGCACAAACACAUGUUUUUCUCUCGGCCUUUCUCUGCAGAUGCCUGGGUCUUCAGGCACCACUCAGAGUAUGAAGAAGACCAUUGGACACCGGGGGGUUGAGACCACCACAGGAGAGACCACCUAUAAAAAGGUUAGAAGAGGGUUUGGGGGUUAGGAUGGUGUUGGGUGGUCAGUGACCCCUAUGUUUAAUUUUGCACCCACAACACUGGACAGAGGGGAUUAAAGGGAAAGGUGUAAGUUGUUUAUAUUUUUAAAACAAUUGAGAAACUCGUCUCAUAGACGCACAAACAGUCAUGACAUCACAGGGUUGAAAUGGUUUAGUCCAGUCUUUCUGAACUUCCUCUCUCUGACCUCUCUAGACCACAUCGUCUGCUCUAAAAGGUGCCAUCCAGCUGGGUAUCACUCACACAGUCGGCAGCUUAAGCCAAAAGGCUGAAAGGGAUGUUCUGAUGCAGGACUUUGUGGUGGUGGAAAGCAUCUUCUUCCCCAGGUUGGUACCAGAGCCUUCACUUGAGUAAAUAUGGGGAAUUUGUGGUUUUUAAUGUAAUGGAGUUAAAGGUCCCGGUGUUUUUGUGUUUUUCUAGUGAAGGCAGUAACCUGACCCCUGCUCACCACUACAGCGACUUUCGCUUCAAGACAUAUGCUCCUAUUGCCUUUCGCUACUUCAGAGAACUGUUCGGCAUCCGGCCAGACGACUACCUGGUCAGUAUUUAUACCAAACAUGUUCAUAUAAGAAGCAUCAGCUCUUGAUAUUGGAUUCAGACAGUGUUACAUCAUUGGUUGUAAUGCAGGAAUUUAAUGUUUAGCUUGAAAUUCAGAGACAGAAUAAUAUGUAUUUUUAGUCUCAACUUCAGGUUUAGUGAAAUGAGUUCUGAAUACACUUUUCAUUUUGUAGUAUUCGCUGUGCAAUGAACCACUGAUCGAGCUGUCGAACCCCGGAGCCAGUGGAUCCAUCUUCUACGUGUCGAGCGACGACGAGUUCAUCAUCAAGACUGUUCAGCACAAAGAGGCAGAGUUCCUCCAGAAACUCCUGCCUGGAUAUUUUAUGGUGAGCCUGAUGAAAAGUGAAGAUGAUCGUGCACUCUGAUAUCUUCUCUGUCAAUCAUCUCAUCGGUUUCCUCCCCUUUUCGCAGAACAUCAACCAAAACAAGCGCACCCUGCUGCCCAAGUUCUAUGGACUGUAUUGUGUUCAGGCAGGGGGCAAAAACAUCCGAAUCGUAGUGAUGAACAAUCUCUUGCCUCGCAUCAUCCCCAUGCACCUAAAAUACGACCUAAAGGGCUCCACGUAUAAGAGGCGAGCGUCCCCCAAGGAGCGGGAAAAGGCUGUACCAAUUUACAAGGACCUGGACUUUAUCCAGGACAUGCCUGAUGGCCUGCUGCUAGAAGCAGACAACUUCAACGCCCUGUGCAAGACUAUACAGAGGGACUGCUUGGUGAGUCUCAAAGACAAUUGUUUUUAUUGGCUGAUUGAUUUUUAUCAGGAUGUGUUUUAAGGCUAACAGGACACAUUUUGUAACUCAGCAUGUUAUGUAGAUACAGUAAUUUUGACUUUGUUCAUGUGCAGUAGUGACACUGCAGUAAGUGAAAAGUCACUCAUGAUCUGAAAUGCAGAUUUAGAGAUGUUGGGAGACACCACUAUUGCUGAAAUACAGGGCCAUCUAGACAAUACCACUUCGAGGGAAGUUCUGAUUUCAGGGAGACAAUACCAGACCACAUACUGCUCAUAUACCAACAGUGUGGCUCUGUAGUAGAAGAGUCCAGGUGCAUCACUUGCUUGCUUAAAAACCUGACUUGUCCCCCAUUGAAAGCAUUUGGUGCCUCAUGAAACAAUAAACAUGACAAAAGAGAUCCAGGACCAAUAAACUUCGCCCACGCCUCUACGUGACAUGUACGUCAUCAUAUUCACUUCCUUGUUUACAUUGAGAAGAUGAACACGUGUGACACUAAGCUCUCACAUUUACCAACAAAUAUCAUCGCCAAAGUUCAUGCAAGUCAAUUUCCAGAUGUGUUACAUGAAAGCGGAGGUCAACUCUUCUUCACUGCCUGCGAUAUUGUGGUGUAACACAUGCUAAAGUCGUCGCUCAACAGACACUUUUUAACUACAAAACAUGCAAGUAGAACAGCUGAAACUCAAAGAAGACAGAAGGGACAAGUCACAAUGACGGAGGCUGUUGCAUCGAGAACAAUAGCAGUGGCUAAAAAACUCAUAAAAGACUGUUGUUGCUAAUUUGCAAUUGUCCUUGUUCCUGUGAUUUUAACAAAAGAAGCCUUAAAUAAUCGCAACUUUCACCACAAAUUUUUAGAAAAGCUGCAGCAAAAUCAGACAGUUUAGGCCUCAACAAUCACAAAAAAGCCAGUGAAAUUCUUGAGGGACUGAUUAGAUGUAGAAAUAUGCCUGCUGAUCACUUUGAAUCACAAUAUCAUUUUAUUUCAUCAGCUCUUAACCGCUGUGUUUGAUCACGUCAGGGCUUCAGCUGAACUAUUGCUUCUCAACUGGCAUACAUGCCACAGAAAAUAAAUCACAGCUAAAAUCCAGUUUUAGGGAACAGAGAGGAGUUAUUUUAGCAAGAUCUUUUGCACACUGAUGAUGAGACAGUGAUUUGAUAAGUCUUAAUUUAGGCAAAGACGCCUUUUUGGGGGGAUACUUCAGUUCUUACAUCCACUGACAUUUCAAAGGGAGAUAUUUACUCCCCUGAUGCUCCUCAUCUGCAGUCUGUGACACUCAGAGGCAUAAUGGAGACUUCUUUGUCAAGUUUAUGACUAAACAUGUCGCCUCACCUGCGCUCUCUUCACCUGUUUACUGAGAGUCGCUGCCAGAAAAGGGGAAGGGGUUUUAAGUGGAAGCACAUAUGGCAUUUAAACAUUUUUAAUCACAUUUGUUUCAUAAAAAAACUACGGCAUUUAUCCAGAAAAAAAGACUUCACAGUGGCAGUUUUGUUCCAAUGUCAUGCAGCUUUUAUCAGAUUUAUUUUUUAUAUGAUUGUGAUUUCGAACCAUUAUCAUGAAAUGCUGGUGAGUAUUGAGUAUUAUUUCCACAAUAGAGAUAAUGGAUGUGUUUAUUUCCAUGGGCUGCCUACAAGUCGACUGAAAAGCAAACUGUUUUUCAAAGCCAUUCACUGUCGUUAGUUUUGACAGAAAUCUCUGCUAUUUCACAGCACAGGCCAAGGACAUGGUUUCAGAGAAAAGUCUGCUUUGUCAGGCUGUGUUUUUCCCGUCACUCUACGUCGGGCUCCUGCACCAUUUCAGGGCCGUCAGCAGCCCAGUUUGAAAGAGAUGACUCAAGCUUGCAUGACACUGAAAGCUGAUACGUUGUUUACUUUCAGGGAAGAUACCUUUUUUAGAGGAUGAAAGAGACAGGCAGAGAGAGACAGUGUAGGGUUAUCAGAGGUGGGAAAAUGAGGAGCUAAAAAAAGAGGCUGCACAUCCUGUUUUCAUCAAAAUCUUGUUCGAAGAGGAGAAGGAGAAGAAGAAGAACUUUAUUGAUCCCCAAAGAGAAAUGAAAUUUGUUUGUCUUUUUUGCUUUGUACUCGUCAAUUUAUCAAUUUAAUAGUGUGUCACCCAGUCUGUAGGCUAGUUGAUUGGCUAUUGUUUUGCUUGUGUAACAUUCAGCACAUAAAAUGAGGGAUACCAUAAUGAAUGCAGUGUUACCUGUUACCUCUGUACUGCAGGCUUUGUAGUAGGGGUGGAGAAAAAAACAAUACAGCGUAGGCCUGGACGAUAUAGAAAAAAAGCAUAUCGAUAAAAAAUAAAUCAUAUUGAUCGAUAUCGAUAAUUAUCGAUAUAAUUAUUAUAAUUAUUUAACAUAUAUUUUAAUUGCAGCCCUGGAUGUUUUAUGCUAUUGCUUAAUGACCUACUUUUAAUAAAGUACACACAAGCACUGAAUUCAAAUUCAAACCUUUAUUCAACCACCUUUUUUAUUUUACCACAACUGAAAGUUUUUUAAAAAAGAACCAAAAAAAAAAAGAAAUCAACUUAAGUGGCCUGAGUGACGUCAGUAAAUACUGACAAACAUAAAGACUAAAGUGACCAGAAAAUCUGAUAAAUAAGUAUUUACAUAGUCUUUUGAUGAAAACAAACAAAUAUAUAAAUAAACAGAAUAGCUUUAGGUGGGAAUAGCAUACUACCAGUUUUAACUGUGUGGGAAACUGCCCACAGCCUGGUGUCUGAACACUGAAAUAUUUCUCCCGGGGUCGGGAGAUUUAUUUUUUUUAAUUAUCAUGUGAUUGACUUAAUACACAAACUAAGCACGAGAAGCAGGACUUAUCCACGCCGGUGUUGUGUCGUAGAAUGCACCCCUGCCGAAUGUACCCCCUGCUAGUAGCCAUGAUCCAAAUACUCGCGUCUUUGUAAAAUAUGAGCUCAUUUGAACGUAUUUCCUCCGCACCCUUCUCACCUUUUCAACCCCUGACCCAUUUUCAUGCCUGAAGCGCUGUGUUUGAGAAAUACUUGCGGCCGGGCACUUCAUAUCGCGGGUCGAGAGUGGCUAGAAGCUGGUCGAAGCCAGGCUUUUCAGCGGUAGUUAUUGGCAGUAUGUCCCUCGCUAUGGAGCAUGUUACUGCAUGGGUGAUGUCCUUAUGCCGCUUGGACGCUUUGUCUUAUUUUUGGCAAGAAACGAAGUCCAGUUUGGUCUGCUUCACAUGCUUUGUGCUGGUGCUGGCAGCGGUUCCAGAGGAUUCCUCCGACGAUGACGUGGAGCCGCGGCGCGGCCGACACAGCUCGUACUCCUGCGGGUGCGAUCGGUUUAGAUGGUAAAACAAGUUGGUUGUGUUACCAGACUUCGUUUUUACUAAUUCUCUGCAAAUUUUGCAAACGACCGCUGUUCGCUUUUUGUCAGACUUCUAAAAACCAAAACAUUGUCAUGCUGGUGAACUACUGAAACCUUUUUUCGGGACAAUGUCCUCCGCUUCUCCUUGCUGUAUCAUUUUUUCUAAUACACGUGCUGUCUGUUGUGGUUUGAUAGGGGCUGGGCUUGGUGCCGUAGCGUACCUGGGUCUGCGUUUGUGAUUGGUUGGGAGGAGGUAAUGACUGUAGUAAAAGCUACAUGAUAGGCUAUGAUGAAAAAGAAAGGGAAACUGUGUUUUUCUAUCGAACUUUUUAUCGACCCGUUUUUUUUCUAUCGCACCACACGUCUAUCGAUCAUAUAUAUUGUUAUCGAAUUAUCGUCCAGCACUAAUACAGCGUAGUAUCGCGGUAUUUUGUCCGGUGAUGUCUCAUUUACCAAGAAUCGAUUUUUUCAAAUUAAUUGCUAAUGUGAAGUCAAAUCUAUGAAAAUGCAGAAAAAUCAAUUGUUUGUCCAAUGAAGUUUGUAGAGGUGACAACAUGAAGCAGGAGAAAGUUGGUACGACAAACAUGACAGCACCAUGACACCAGCAGCAGGGCACACAUGAGAUGGACCUGACACAUGAGGUUUGCUGCAUCAAAAUAAAAUACAGCUUAAAUAAGACAAACAUAAGAGAAAGACAAAUGCUAAAUCAGCUUAGCAGUUAAAAAAACUGUAUAAAUAAUAUCGUAUUAUGGCCGAAGUAUUGUGAUCGUAUCAUAUCUAGGGGCCACUUGUGAUUCCCACCCCUACUUUGUAGUGAACACAGUGUAAUGUGCUGUUUUCAUCGCAGUGAGCCACCCUCAACCAUGUCGGUUGGACAGUUUACAAAAGAUAUCCCCCACUUCUCUCUCCUCUGAGUUGUCCCUUCUCUCUCUCUCUCAAUGCAGCGCAGUAAAAAGGAGUGAUUAAGGGCUUUUAACCUUAAAAAAAAUGAGCAUUAAAAUCAAGAAUCUCAAGCUGACAUUUGAUUGAUGUAAGCAGAACUGGUGUUGGUUGGUAAUGCCCGCUUGAAGGCCCAUGUCUUUCUCUAUCAGCAGAUUAGUAAAGUAGAUAUUAGUAAAGUAACACAUUAUAAAGCGCCUGCUGCCAGUAUGACAUUUUGAACUACAACCAAUAAGGGUGCAAUGGCAUCAUCAGAAACAUGGUAGCUAGAGAGCAAACGUGUCUCGAUGCUGUCAUGGACCUGUGACAGCAUGAAACAAUAGGUCCUCCUGGUCAAAAGUGCAGCUUUGUUUGAGCUCCAGUGGAUCAGAAGGGAGGGGAAAGGUAACUACAGAGCCCAUUGUUCCAUGCAUGCCUGCCAGUCUGCCUGCUGCCUCAGAUGUAGCAAAAAUGGUGAAUACUGGAGUUGGUGGUGAGGAACAGAGAGGCGAUUUUCAGUCUGGCGUGUAGCAGCAUUGUGGUUUCAUUAUGUCUAGAUAUGAGGAAGGAGAAGAGUCGACGGAUGAACAGCUUUGUGCAUCCAGUGAUGGGUCUGUCCAAGACUCUAAAAUCUAAAAAUCUAAAACAUUUGAGCUUAUUAGCACCUCUACCAACCCUCUUGGGUCCCAUGACAUUAUAUAUCUCACAUUGAACCGCAUUUAAAUCAGACCACUGCUGUGCAAACAAACAUUCAUUAUCUGAGCAAUAUUAAAUUCCUAGCUAACAGAUGUGAAAUCACACAAAUAAAUAUUUCAGUGGUUAGUUGCUUGCAAAAUGGUUGGACUCAUGAGGAGGCCUAAAGUUUGGCUCAUUACCUUCGACAGUCUUCAGGUUGGGGAAAAAAAGGUGAAGUUUUUGGUUGUUGCUGCGGUAAAGUUCCACCCUCCUCUGAAUUCAACAGUGGGAAUCACACCCAAACUUUGAAAAUACGAAUACAGUGUUAAAAGCAGCUGGAAAACUCUAAAAAGGUGACAGAUCAACUACGAUGUGUUGAAAGUCCAGACAGGAAAGUAACGAUUAGGCAACUUAAAUAAAAUGUCAUCUUGUCUCAUUAUUUUACAUCAAGAAAAACAGAAAAUUUAACUUUCAUGAAACAGUUUUGUGUGGGAGAAAUUUUUUUAGAUUAAACUGUUCAGCUUCCUUUACUCACGGCAGAGUUUUGCUCCUAUGAUAGACUCUCAUGUUGUCAUGAUUUAUUCGCAGCUCUUGCAGAGUUUCAAGAUCAUGGACUACAGCUUGCUGAUGGGGAUCCACAACAUGGAUCAGGCCAUUCGGGAGCGAGAGCGUGUCGGGGCCAACUCGGGGGACAGUGGGGGCUCAGAGGGAGCGGUGACCCCCGAUCAGCGUCGGCCACAAGCUCAGAAAAGUCUUUACUGCACGGCCAUGGAGUCCAUUCAGGGAGAGGCUCGAGGGAAGGGAGUUCUGGACUCUGAAGACCAGUAAGUUUGAUCGCUGAGCUGACCAGAAGCAGAGCUGAGAGUGUGUUUUUGUCGUUUGGUCUGUAAACACAACAUGACAAAUAAUUUUCUCUGAAUUUGUUCCUCCAGCAUGGGCGGGAUUCCAUCACGCAAUAGUAAAGGAGAGCGGUUACUGAUCUACAUCGGUAUUAUUGACAUCCUCCAGUCCUACAGGUCGGUGUCUCACAGCAGUCUUCACAGCUCUUCUUGAACACGAGCCUCUACUUGAACCAGUUAAAUAACUUCAAGUACUUUCCCAUUUGUUCAGGUUUAUUAAGAAGUUGGAGCACUCCUGGAAGGCUUUAGUCCAUGAUGGGGUAAGAGCUGAACAAAGAAGAGUGAAUCCAUUUAUCUGAUCAGAGUAAUGUAAAGUUGUAGUGUGUCUUUUUUGAACUGUUAAACAUUUUUAUUCAGACAGUGAAAGUCAGCCAUUCAAAGCUUCUGUAGUUGGCUGCUGUGAUGACCUUCUGUUUUUCUUUGUCUUUUGUUGUUUGUAAACUGUUCAUCUUUGGGUUUCGGACUCUUUAUUGGAGAAAUCCAAGUGUCAAAAGAUAUCACUUUGGACUUAAUGAAGUGAAGGUGGACAUUUAAAUGGUUUACUUAAGGUUAACAUAAAUGGUAAUGUCAUUUAAUGAUUGAAUUAGUAAAAAGGAGUGAGAUACUGUAUGUAUGUAUCGAACAGUUAAUCAGUGUAUAUAGAUGAGAUCUGCUAAAUUUGAGGAGAACCUGCGACCUGUCAUUCUAUAGCUUAAAGGCCACAUUAAUAAUGGAGAGAUUUUGAGAAUAAAGUCAGGGGAUUUUGUGAGUAAAGCCGUUCUUUGAUAAAGAUGAAGCCAUUAUGGAAAAGUUCACAAAUUUAGAAAAAAAAAGAGGCUUUAAAUUUACAUCACUAAACUUUUAAAUAAAGCUGCAUAUUUACAAGAAAAUCAUUUGGGGAGGGAAAGACCACGUGUUUUGUUAUGUCUACUGACAGUGCAGAGACUUCAGGAAUUUUAGAUAACAGAGACUUUCCUCUAGUGUUGUGAAAGAAACAAACUUUUUCACAGAAAUUUUCACUAUCAUGUGAACAGCAAAGCACACAGCACUUUAUAACUAAUCGUAUAUUGAAGUGCUCAAAGUAAGAAACCACACACUUCUUCCUGCAAAGUGAGCUCAAGCGUAUUUAGGUUUUGUGGACUCCGGAAAUGAAAAUACGAUAUAGAACGUGCUUGUUAGAAUUUCAUUGCGCCUUCUUGCAAAAAAAAUGUUUAAAGAAUGCAGAUUUAUGUAUCUGUGUCACACUGUAACUUUGGAAACAGUACGCUGUGUGAAGUGUUGAUUAAAAACAGAAUUUGAUGGUUGAUGGAAAACCUACUUUUGCAUCUCAGAAGUAGGUUGGAAUAAUUCAGCAAAAAGGAAGAAGGUCAAUUCAGCUAUUUUGAUAAGGUGCGAACACACUGGUGUUUUGAAACCACAAAAUAGUUUUAGUGCAAUGUUGAACUCAAGAAAAUGACGUGAGAAAUAGAUGCUCAUUUUAAAAUGACUUUGACAACAUUUUUUUAAGCCUGCUGAUCAAAUAAUUGACAUUGAGCAAACAUCAAAUGUUUUUUCUUGUUCUAACGGCUCUGAUGCUUUUGUUCCUCGGUAGGACACAGUUUCGGUUCACAGACCUGGCUUCUAUGCAGAUCGUUUUCAACAGUUUAUGUGCAACACGGUGUUCAAGAAAAUUCCACGUGAGUAUACACACCUGUGAAUGUAUUUGUUGUUGAUUUCCCGGCACAGUGACCGUGGUGAUAAUCGUGUAGUCACCCGUACUUACUCUGUUCCUCCUUCUUCAGUAAAACCUUCGCCUUCUAAGAAGAGCCGUGGUGGAGGUCAGGGAGGUCUUAGGAGGGCCCCAACUCUAGGAGGUCCCACCCCACUCUCCCACGUGACAGGACAGUCAUCUAUUGACUCCAGACUAGCCUACCACAGCCACUACAAAAGCACAGACUCAGAAGCAGACUGUGGUAAACAAAACAACUGAUGUGUAAUGAAGUAUACAUGUUACUUUUUUUUAUCCACACUUUUACUCACUGCGUUCUCGUCACUUCAGGAGUGCAAUCAGGCAGACCUGAUCUUGUUCCAAGGACCCCCCCACCCAUAGAAAAUGUUGCUGACUGUGAGGCCAACCUUUCCACCUCAUCUGUAGGCAGCACAGGAGUCGCCUCUGGCUCUCCUCCCCUCCGGUAAUAAAACCAAUACAUGACGUUUAAUCGUUGACUUUAAACUUAGAUUUUCUUUGCACUGAACCUUUACCGUUUCUGCAGGUCUGUUGGAGUGGAGGUACACACAUCAGCCAACACAGACCUUGACCAGGGGGGUCCCUCCAGGUACAGGAGGCAGUGGUAGCUUGUAAAAUUUCAGCCUCAGCAAGUUAAAAACACAAAUCAAAUCCUAACCUGCUGGUGUGUGUAUUCUUUUUUCCAUUCCAGUUUGGGGGCAGAAGAAGCUGCAGAUAAUCCAGGCAACCUAUCUGGAAACGAGGAUGUAGUCUCACUCUCCGACAUCAUCCCUGAGACUAACAUCAAUUUCGUAAGUAUAAACCGUACGUUUUAAAGUCUGAAAACUUUUCAAAAGUGUUUUUUUUCAGGUAGUUUUUGGUGCGCUUAUCGAACCUUUUUAGCUCUCACUUUGGUUUCAUCUCCAACAGUAGAAAGCAGACGCCGUGCCAUGGGAAGACGAGGAUAUCUCAUGAUCAGUCCAGAUGGAUUGAAGAAUAAACACCUGUCAACACGGACCCUCCGCUGCAUCUCUGUUGUUCUUUAAUCUGUAGAGUCAACACGGGACUGGCUGGAUGAAGCAGCGAGUUGCAGUGGAGGGUGUGGCAAUGAAGAGCGCAGUGUGUGUGGUAGGCCUCGGCCUUUAACGCUGUCACCGUGCGCACACAUUUACCACAAACUUCCCAAAAUGUUUUAUAUACACAACCUGGAAAAAAAGCAUAAAGCUCUAAAUUGGCAGCUCUUUGGUAGCUGCAGCAUCAAAACAUUAGAUAGAGAAUGAUAUUCUCUAUGUGCACAAAAUGAAGGAUACUGCGGUUACACCACAAACAAAAUAAUAAGCAGUACAUUGUGAAGGAAAGACCAAUUUCACCAGUGAUGAAGGCGCUGGUGAAGGUGGUCAAAUCACCCCUGAAGAGUUAAUCAUCCACAUUUUGCUGUAUAAAGCAGGAACACAUACACACAAGAGCACACAGAGUGCACAGCCUACAUUUGUUGGAGUGAGCAUCUCCUUGUGCGUUCAUGCACAGCCUGAAUGAAUUCACAUCGCUGUGAUUCUCAUUUUGUUACUGUUACUGCACAUCGAUUUCCCCUCAGCACUCUUCGUGCACUUCAAGCUAUCACUGCUCGUCGUUCAAAUCAACACGUACUGCUGUCUACUCUGCAAUCAUUUCUGUAUUUUUUUUAUGGUGGUUGUACAGUGUUUAUGUUUGAAAUAGCAGGAGGAUAGGUGGGAACACCUACACGGUGGUUUUAUGAUCUUAAGUUAAUCUGCUGGAAACCACAGCGGUGCUGCAGAGGUUCAACUAGAUCGAGCAACCGCUAAAUAUACAUUACAUUGUUUUUCUCAUGCAGAAUGUGUCUUAUUUAUAACACGGCAAAACACAUUUGUGCGACUCCUGAAAAAGCCCCCCUCUGAUGUGACUAAUGUGCUGGAGUCUAAAUGAAUCAAAGAGAAGAGCAUCGCUGGCCAUUAGAUGCUCUUAAAUGAAGGGUGUUAAAGCUAAUGGAAUAGUUCCAACUUCUGACAUUGUCUGUGCCUUUUACGUGUUAGCCUCUUCUCAAAUACAGGAAAUGUAACUGGCAUUUGUUACAGGUUAGUGUAGUAACUCACAGAGAAAACCUGCCUUACCUCUACUACUGCUAAAGUCAACAAACUGCCGCCUGUCAGCUGUCAGGUUUCUGAAAGAGUUUUCGAUUUGAGGGUGUAAAUCCUGAUUUUCACUAUGAUCUGGUGUUGAAUUGACUCUUUAGACAGCAAAAUGUUAUUUGAAGAUAGUAAAAGGUCUGCCAGUUUUUUACCAAGUUUUACACUUUAAAGUGUACGAUAGUUUUUAAGGGUCAUUAAAUAGAAACAGUUACAUUUUGGUCAACUUGCAAAUGUUUUGACCAUAGACUGUAUAUACUAUGGACAACUUGGUUCCGCCUCCCACCUGCAUACGGAUUUGAAGCCAAAAGGCUCUCAGUAUUUCCGUGAUUUUUCUUCAUUUCCUGAAACCAGCGCUGUGCUGAGAGUGGCUGUGAUGCUACGAAAUCCCUAAACGCCAAUAGGCUGUAUCAGGUGUCAAUCAUAGAAAACAUGAACCCCCUAAUAACUUUUAAAAACGGAGCUGUACAGAAAAAAAAGAGGACUUGAGCACAAACCAGUCUUACUGUAAUUACAUGUCAACAUCGCAAGCAGGGGGGAGAAAAUUUUAUAUUCUGCGUAAUAACUUUCUAAAGUUUGUCCACAGCUCCAUAAGCUUUGCUGGCGGAGGCGGGAUUUAUGACCUAUACUGCAGUCUGUCAACAGAGGGUGCUGUUCUCGGGGUGGCUUCACCCAGCAAGGAGGCAGACUCUGUCCAUUCUAUAUACAGUCUAUGGUUUUGACGGAUUCAUCCCUUAACUCUUGAGAGACUUUUUAAUGGGACAAACUUUUCUUCUUGAAUCAAAACUAAACUGGACAUUUUGUUACACUAACCUGCCAUUAGAGUUUCAGAGAAGAGGCGCAUCAUAAAGAUGACACUAAGAAUCAGUGUUUUCAAUUUGUAUGCAUGAUAUGGAAUCAUUGAUCUUGAAUUGAUCACACUGCCACCACAGCACUGGCUGCAUGUUUUUCCAGUGUUAGGUUUUGGUCUGAAGGUCCGUCAGCUCAUCUCUCCUGUAUGAUACUGUAGAGAUAUUAUCGUUCAUUUCUGCUGGCUCCAGAAAUGACAGCUUCCCUCAUCUAUUGUAAGACCUGUAUCACAAAAGUCUGCAUAACUCCUGUUUAAAUCUGGUCUUGUGGUCUUACGCAGCUUUUAUUCCACCUUCUGUAAGAAUAACGCUUUUCUUCAUAGUUUUUUGGACGUGGAUCUUUUAACAGCACUAAACAAGUUCUUACAGUGGCUGUCAGCUUGAUUUGCGUUCCUGCAGCAAAACUUCCCACCUUAGACGUCAUCUCAUCGGAUGUAUUAGUUUUUAUUUUUGUAAGGCACAUGUGGUCUAUGCAGCAGAGAGGGAGAGGGAGAAACAUGAGCUGUGGAUGGAAGGAAAACUUCUCAUGUUUAUUGUGCACAACUGAGGAUUAAGGACUGAGCCUUUUUGUAUUAAAAGCCAGUCAUGGCACCAAAGAAAAGCGAAGAGAGUUCCUGUGAAGGUUCAGGAUUCAAGUGAAAAUGAAAGUAGACACUCCUGAAUGCCUGCUUUGACUUGUAUUGUUGUAUAUGGUAAUAGCACUGGGAUGACCUGUGUUUGAGGAUAUUUGAGAAGACUGGAUUUUAUUUUUUACUUUUUAUUUUUUGGUCAAAAUAAUUUCCUGUUUGAGAAGUUGGAUUUGACUUAAUCUCAGUCCCCUUAAGAUUUCAGUUUCAUUACCAGAGAAUUGGUUUACACUGUGGACCGAGACAUUUCAAGACUAAAACUCCACAUUCCUGUGAAACUGAAGUUGAAUUUACUACAAUAGCUGUAGCUCUUAGAAUCUGCUAUUUACCAACUUUUGUGUAGUUGGGAUGAUAAAAACUUGGUAUUGAUUAUUUCUCGUAUGUGCUGAUAUGUAGAUUAUUAAAUAUUUUUGACAUAUUUGAUGGUUGAGUGUGAAACAGCCACCAAAGAAAACACUCUGAGAAGUCAUUGGAGAAAAAAAUACAGAUUGUCUCUGUGACACCCGCACUUUGGUGUGAUCUCUGUCCUCUCUUUGAAUGGCUGGUGCUGUGUAAUUACUGGAAGCAAACCAGUUCUGUCACAGUUGUUAUGUUUUACACUAUGGCACAAAAAAAACAUCAUCCUUUGGUGCUUUGAAGAGCAACACACUCAGCAUAGACACUACAAUAUAUUUGAAGUAAUGCAAUAUGAACCACAAUCUGCAACCUUUGAGCGUUUAGAAGGGUAUUUAUAAUUUAAUGAAGGAUUGCUGCAGGCUGAAAUGAUAAAAGUUGUAUUAUAUACCGUAGAUGAUUGUACAAAUAUUGUGUACUGACAGAAGGAUGUCUGAAACUUUAUAAUGUGUGUUGCCCAUGAAGGAGGACUAUUUGACAGCUUCACUUUUUAUAUUUCAUGUUUAGAUUGUGAUAUGAUAGAUUUUCUCCAUGACGAUUCUGGGAUGUUAAUCUCCCACGCUUUUUUCUACAUGAAUGUUUCACACGGCUUACAAGCCAACAUUGCUGGUUGUCCUAUAUGCUUCAAUUACUAUAUUUUUACUGUGUAUAAAAUGUGUAUAUGUACAUAGGAGUCACGGAAAUGCCUUCUCAUGCAAUAUAUGCUGCCUGUCCCUCCUGCCAUGUUUCAUUUAUGUGGUGGUGAUGUUUUCAUGUCUUAUUUUAAAGGAUUAAACAUAUUUUCUAAAUCAUG